CACAUCCGCGUUGGAAAUUUGUUUUGCUGCUAUCGGAUGUCAGAUUUCGCUGGAAAAAGAAAAACCUCUCCGCUGCUGCUUGUUUAACGCUAUUGUGGACGUUAUCGAAUUGUUUUGUUCACAGGAGACGAAACUGCAUCACUAGGCUGCGCCGCAUUGUGGUUAUUUCAUCAUCCGUGUCUAGCUAAAGCUAAUGCUAACGCCAGCUUGCUAGCAGGCUAACAAAGCAGGCUUUUGUGGAGAAACACUGUUAGCUUGCAUGCCCACCACCUAGCUGAGCCGAAUUUGCAGCUCCCCAUAAAGACAUUAGCAGCUUAGCUUCACUGGAAACGUGCAACAUGGGUUAGCUAAUUUCUGUUUUGUGCGUCCGUUACUUGGAUUCAGACAAAUGCUGCUAGGUUAGCUUAGUUUUGCACGCAGCUAAUCAUCAUCAGGUUGUCACACGUCGCUUGAAAUCCCUGAAAAACUAGACACAGUGAAGGAAUUGACUCUUGUGGAGGUUUGAUGUUUUGGACUGUCACUUGCAUUUUCCCAAGAAAGCCAUGCUAUGAUGGUGCUACGGCGGCUACUGAGAAAGCGCUGGGUGCUGGGAGUAGUCUUCGGACUGUCUCUCAUCUACUUUCUCACCAGCACACUAAAACAGGAGGAGCGGACCAUUCGGGACCGCACGCUCUUAGAAGUUAGAGAUUCAGAUCACCGCAUCCCCUGGAAAGUCCGCUUCAACCUGGGCAACAGCAGCCGCCAGAUCACUCAGUGCAGAAACUCCAUCCAGGGCAAGACGCUGCUAACGGACGAACUGGGUUACGUCUGCGAGAGGAAAGACUUGCUGGUUAACGGCUGCUGUAAUGUCAACGCUCCCAGCACCAGACAGUACAUCUGUAAAAGCUGCCUGGCCAAUGGCUGCUGUAGCAUCUAUGAAUAUUGCGUUUCUUGCUGCCUCCAACCCGAUAAGCAACCUCUCCUCGAGCGCUUCCUCAAUCGUGCAGCUGAAGGUUUCCAGAAUCUCUUCACUGCUGUGGAGGACCAUUUCGAGUUGUGCCUGGCCAAGUGUAGGACCUCUUCACAGAGUGUUCAACAUGAGAACACCUACCGAAACCCUCAAGCCAAAUACUGCUACGGUGAGAGUCCUCCAGAGCUCCUUCCUGUAUAAAUGCUUAUCUCGCCUCUGCGGGUUUUGGAAGAGCAAUGAAUUGAUAAAAUGACCCCAUUUGAACUCCUGAAAGACAGUUUGGAGAAGAGACGGUGCAAAUGAAGUUGCCGUCUCGGACGAUUUUUAAAUUUUUUUUUUUUUUGCAUUAUCACGGCAAAACGAUGAAGACAUCAAAGAAGGACCUCAAAAAUGGACAAAUGCUGUAUGUGAUUUGAUUAUUUACACUUCAUAAGUGCAUAGAACGCUUCAUACAUUCAUCCGUGAUGAUCAUCAGGUCUACAUAACGGGCAGCUCAUCCAUCAGGAUUUGCUUCAAAGUCACGUCAUGAAACAGGCUUCAGUUUUAAACGUUGUUGUUCUUUUUGUUGAAUAUGUGUUAAAACGGCAAAGAAUGUGUCCUUCCGUCUGUGUACAGUGCAUGCAUACGAAACGGCUAUUUAAUAAAAGUGACUGUGAAACAAAAA
Messenger RNA from Acanthochromis polyacanthus (spiny chromis), 1613 nucleotides. RefSeq names its product SREBF pathway regulator in golgi 1 (gene spring1). Gene Ontology annotation, biological process: positive regulation of SREBP signaling pathway. The transcript is spliced from 5 exons. Lineage: Eukaryota; Metazoa; Chordata; Actinopteri; Pomacentridae. The record is from RefSeq and is a predicted model, not a curated record. The coding region runs from base 548 to 1150 and encodes 200 amino acids.